Messenger RNA from Pygocentrus nattereri (red-bellied piranha), 1438 nucleotides. It is a transcript of the gene igbp1, whose product is annotated as immunoglobulin (CD79A) binding protein 1. The record is from RefSeq and is a predicted model, not a curated record. The transcript is spliced from 6 exons. Gene Ontology annotation, molecular function: protein phosphatase 2A binding. Gene Ontology annotation, cellular component: cytosol. Gene Ontology annotation, biological process: regulation of signal transduction; regulation of dephosphorylation. NCBI's taxonomy places the organism in Eukaryota, Metazoa, Chordata, Actinopteri, Characiformes, Serrasalmidae. Bases 33 to 1073 code for a protein of 346 amino acids.
CGAGGACCAAUCUCGCCGCUGAAAGGAGAAAGAUGGCGGGUGCUGAGGGAGAGGCUGAGGCUCCGCGGCUCUCCGAGCUGCUCGACGGCGGAUGGAAGUUGUACGAAGAGGUGGAAAACACCUCGGAACCCAGCGGAUCCAACCCGGUCCAGGUGAAGGUGAAGCGGGGCAUGAAGCAGCUGGAGGAGGCGCUUAGCAUGGUGGAGCAGCUGGACCUCUUCAGCCGUAAUGAAGAGCUGGACGAGGUCGCCACAGCUGACCUGAAGUACCUGUUGCUGCCGGUGUUGCUGGCGGCACUGACGCUGAAGCAGGUGAGCGCGGCCCAGCGGCUGGAGCACGUGCAGAAAGCUCGCCAACACUUCCUGGACUUCUUGCGCAGGUGUAAAGAUUACGGCAUCGGCAGCUUCCACAUGCCUGCGGACGGCGAGCAUGCAGAGGCCACGCCCACAGAGGCAGAGUCGGACUCUCCGGUCCCUGUUCCGCGGCCCCAGCAGCCUGAUCUCAUCGCCAUGGCAACACAGAGGCAAGCCAAAAUCGAGAGGUUUAAGCAGCGUAAGGAGGCAGAGGCGAAGCUGGCCGAGCUGCGCGUUGCAGUGGACGGCGGCUCGGCGGACGAUGAGGUGCUGAGGGAGUUUUACCUGCUGCAGGUGCGCAGGUGGAUCACCAUCGCCAUCGAGGAGAUCGACUCCAUUGACCAGGAGAUACCGAUCUUGAAGAGGAUGGACGUUCUCAAACAGAGUCCAGCUCAGCCUCCUCAACCAAGAAGACCCCCAAUGAAGCCCUUCAUUCUAACUAAAGAUGCCGUACAGGCCAAGGUAUUUGGAGCAGGUUACCCAAGUCUUCCCACGAUGACAGUGGAUGACUGGUAUGAGCAGCACAGGAGAAAAGGAUGCUUACCUGACCAAGGAAUACCCCAGAGUGCAGCGGAUGUGGACGCAGAGGAGCGAGAGAGGGAGGAGAAAGAGCGCAGAGAGGAGGAGGAGGAUGAGGAGGCCUUACAGAAGGCCAGAGACUGGGACAACUGGAAGGACACGCACCGGAGAGGAUAUGGCAACCGCAAGAACAUGGGCUGAGCACACACCCUCACACACAACACGGCAGCAAAGACUUUGGAUGGCCUUACACACACACACACACACACACCCACAUAUACCCACACAUAUACCCAAACACAUACCCACACACCCACACACAUACCCUCUCUCUCUUAAGGACAUGUAGAGCAGAGGAUCUGGCAACCCUUAUAGUGUGUAUGAGAGAGACUGUAAAGACACUGGAUGAGUUUAAAUACUUAAACACUUUAACCUGCAUAUACAGUACUGCGCAAAAGUUUCUGCCACCUGACGUUAUAUUUAAAAAGCGGUUUAUCUGGACAGUAAGUGUGAAGUUUCUCAUGAAGCACUGAUGUCAAACGAUUAAAAUAAUUCAUUGUGAUUAA